AUGGCCACGCCGCCCAUAACCUCUCCCUCUCCCUCCCCAUCUCCCUUUACAACGGCAUCCAUACCGACACAGCCAGAAUUGCCAGUCGAUCUUUCGGCCUUUGAGCUGCUAAUCACUUGCAAUCCUCCCAUCCUCGAGUCACUCCUCGCGCAGCUGUCGACCGCGUCCAUAUUCUACCUCUACCAAACUUCACCAUUCUUGAGAGACUUCUUCUGUAGAUCUCCGACCUCCUGGCGAUAUAUAUCCUGGCGUCUAUAUCAGCCUUCCGUCUCCACUGCUGUGGCCACGAAUAAUAGUACCGGAGUUGGUCCACGCCAGUCUAGUAAUUAUGCACUCGACCAAAUCCUGCUCAACGUCAUCAAUCCGUUCAGCACAAGAUUGGUCAGCCUCGAGCUGGACAACACAGCGGUUAGCGGCGCAACAUUGACUUCUACCGUUCUCGUCUUAAGGAGAGACACGUUGACCCAUGUCUCUGUUCGUGGAUGCAAGAAUGUCUCCCUCAAAUACCACAUCAACCCGUGGCUGCAACUCCACGCACUGGCACGCGCUCGUGAACCUCCACCCGCCCGUGGCUCUCCACCUUUCGGACAACUUGCACUGAAGAGCUUGUACACCUACAGAUGUCGCCAUCACAGAAGAAGACCAUAUCUUCCCAGUAGCCUGGCGCGCAAAGAAAGUGACUCCGAACCCACCCACGAACUCGUGCUGACAUGUCACAAACUGGGUAUAUGGACCGACACCGCUUGGUGCACCACACCCGGUGCACGUUGUUAUCGUCGUCGGGGAUAUGUCAAAAUGCGGAUGCCACAGGAUCCACGGGAAGUCUGGGUGGUCUAUGAUCGACUUUGGCGAAGUAGGAAUUGGCUUGGCCCUACAGAACCCCCGAGAGAUUCUUCCAAUUCACCCGAAAAGAAAAGAAAGCGUGAUGUUCGAAGUUGGGAAUUCGAUGAAGAAGCCAUCAACGGAGAACCCGUCGGUACAGGCCCGGAAGCAAAGGCCACCCCGGCACAUCUACGCCAGUCUCACCGGAAGUUUGUUGAGAACAUCGCCUGUCAUAAUUGCUCAGCUGAGAUUCUCGAAAGGUGCGAACAAUGCUCGGUCAUGAUGCACUGUGCUGGUUGUCGAAAAACCUUGUGUGCCAGUUGUGCUUUUGACAGACCCUACCUACGUAACAAAAAUGCUGCGGAAGAGGACAGGAACAAGUUCUGGUGGGCGCCCGGCUGCGCUGUAUCUCCUUGCUCUAUGCAAGACCAGGAUUUGCCACCUCCCGGUGCUCCUAAUGGGGCUCAAGCGGUCAACUCCAAUGCCCUUCCCAACAUCAAGUUUAAGUGGUGUUGUACUGAGCCUGUGUUCUCUGGAGGUGGUGGGAUAACAUUUGGAAAUAGCUCACAUCGAGAGACGGAUCAAAUACGUGCCGCACCUCUACCACCUGGGCAUGGCUGGGAAGACCCUGAGUUCACCAUUGAUCGAACAGAGGCAGACCUGAUUGAAGAUCCUACAUUGCCUAGCUUGUCUCGACAAAGAAGUACAGGCGAUGGUCUAGGUGGCCGAUGGUCCUCUAUAGACGGACUGUUUCGUACGGCUGGUUCAUUAAGUUCGGGAGAACACCCUUCGGCCUCUGUCCCACGGGUGCUGUGCGACGAAUGCUACAGCUCAGAUCAUUGGAAGCUAAAGUGUCAAGCGUGUUUCACGUCAUUAUGCCUCAAACAUGACAUCGGAGACCGUGUCAAGGCCCGGGUCUGUGGCUUUAAAGAUCUUGCUGUUGAGAAGCAAGAAUACAAAUCUCGACAAAAGGCGAUAAAAGUGCUGGCUAACCUAAUGCGACAACGCAAGGAGAAGGUGUUGGCUAAAGGGUACACUGAUGCCCCAUCAUCAGGCUCAGUCAUUGGCAGCACAGUGCCGCAGAUCUUUCUUGCACCAAAUAUCGCAACAAUGGCGCCCAGUCCAAAUACCACGGCGGCGCCUUUCACAACUGAACAACCCACCAUGGUCUUACAAGAGACUGCAGCGGAGAUGGAAAAUCUGCUUAGAAGCCUUCAUGCGCCUAUUCCUGAGUCUGAGGUCCCGCUCCGACCAAAUUCACCAGCAUCCAACAGUUCUGGUGCUGUUUCCAGGUCGAGCUCACCCACACCAUCCACUCACUCGAAUCCACCUACUCCAGAACCCAGCUCAGCCCCUCGCCGACCCCCAAGGCAUGAAAUGCCACCGAUCCCGCGCUGGCGUGGGUGCCAGUCCUUUUUUUGCCCAACGACGCGUGCUCCCGGCGAUCAUCGGCGCCGCUGCACCGCAGUGAUGCGACAAUGUGUUGAGUGCAAAAUCCACAUCUGUAGUAGUUGUACAGAUGCCUUCGAACCCCCAUGUCCCUGCAAGGGUUGUCGUGCUCCGCAAACGCAGGACGAGCCUGCUUCGCACAUGGCAGCUCCUGCAAAUGCCUCAGAGACACCGCUUUUCUUCUGCCCAAAUUGUAGAUGGCAUCGAAUGGAGGUAGGCAAAUGCAAGAAAAAGUCGGAUGCCUUUUUCUCGGCGCAGUCGUUAUCAUUGAGGAAGAUGAGAAAGAAGAAGGAGAAAAUGCGUAAACCUAUUGAGGAAAGACGAGCAAGCAACAAUAUGUCAGGAGGGUCCUCGAGCGCCGAGGAAGCCAUUGACGGGCUUGUCGAGUUUUUCACUUGCCUCAAUAUCCAACUUCAAGGUAUCCAAGCUCAAGAGAGCAGUGAAUCCAACCCUGCUGGUUCUGCAUCUGACGAUCCCAAUAAUUAUGCUAGCCAAAAUGAUAUUCAAGAGUUGGAAGACAUGGGUGCUCUGGCUCGAGACUUGAUACUUCGGAUCCAAAGACUUAGAGAUCAGUUCAUUCCUGGUUCUCUUGCAGCGCGGGCUUUGCCUGACAUACGACUUCAGGAUGGAGCUGAAUCUGCCGAAGCCAUGGCUGCUAUUGUAGCUCUCGGUGGUGAUGAGGCCGAUGACGCUUUACCUGAGACGAUUGGUACGACCGAGGUUGAUACCGAUGAGCUCCCUGCUGAUGAAGCAGCACAGCAUGAGUCGGGUACGGAUUAA
Molecule: messenger RNA, 3051 nt
Organism: Exophiala aquamarina CBS 119918
Lineage: Eukaryota; Fungi; Ascomycota; Eurotiomycetes; Chaetothyriales; Herpotrichiellaceae
Exons: 1
Coding region: 1-3051 (1016 amino acids)
Source: RefSeq, a predicted model, not a curated record